GUUUUUUAUCAACAAGCUGAUGAAACGACCGUGGACAGACAGGAAAAGGUGUGUGAUAUGUCAGACUCUGCACAUUUCUCUCAGUUGCUUUGGCCUGUAAAGUCUUCAGACAGCAUGCAUGACCUCCUUUUUCUUGUCUUGUUCAGGUUAAUUUCGCCACACGCGAUGGCGGGAACAGUUUAUCAGUUUCCCCCGUCAGUGAAAGAGAGAUCGGGGGAUACAGUGACCAUGCACUGCCAACUCAAUGAGGUGCAGUCAUUCUGUCACACAGUGGCCUGGGUCCGAGUAAAUCCAGUAAGUGGAAUCAUAGACAUUCUGCAGGAUGCAAACAUCCCUCCUCAGACUAAAGAUGAGGUGGAAAACCCAGUGUGUCAGGCUUCCAUCUACAACGCAACGGUACAGGAUUCUGGGACAUAUUACUGCAUCGCUACAGACCGUGAGCAUAUGUACCUUGGGAAUGGCACAGCUGUCACCUUACAUGGUACUGUAUUAGAACAUGGUGGUACUCGAGCUGACAGCACUGUUAUGCCGUCUGUUGAUAUCGUGGCAUUUGCCAGCAGCAACAACCACUCUACAGUCACUCUUCAGUGUACAGUCAGGGGAUCUGCUCCAUCACAGGUCUUUGUGUACUGGCUCAUAGGUAGUAGAAAAGAAAAUGGACAAACGUUGGUUGUUUGGGAAGAAGGCGAAGAGAACUCAGUGAAAACUCAGAAUAAUGUAGCGGUAUCAGCUGAGGAGUGGAAGAUUGAAGGACAGAGCACCUGUGUUGUGAAGUUUGGUGGAUGGAUGUUCAACACAACUCUUCAUCAUUAUGAUAUUCAGGACACUUGUUAUCCUCUCGUCGGUGUAACUAGAUUUUUUGCACUUGUCGCCGCUCUUCUCUUUUUCAUUACCUCAUUAAUAUUAGCAGGACGCUUCUAAACCACGGAAAUUUUGUAUUUGAUUCUGUGACCUGAAAACAUCAAAUAAAUAAAUACAAUUUGUUACAAAUAAAUAUUUUUGCAUAAAGCUUGAAUCAACUUUAUUUAGUUUGCAUAGGUUUUAUUUCUACAUUGGCAGGGAUACAUACUAUACAAGACACUGCU
Rhinichthys klamathensis goyatoka is the source of this 1085-nucleotide messenger RNA. RefSeq names its product Ig heavy chain C region. The coding region runs from base 58 to 921 and encodes 287 amino acids. The record is from RefSeq and is a predicted model, not a curated record. The transcript has 4 exons. Lineage: Eukaryota; Metazoa; Chordata; Actinopteri; Cypriniformes; Leuciscidae.